This is a messenger RNA of Xyrichtys novacula (pearly razorfish), 495 nucleotides long. The record is from the annotation of a GenBank genome assembly. NCBI's taxonomy places the organism in Eukaryota, Metazoa, Chordata, Actinopteri, Labriformes, Labridae.
AUGAGGGUGUGUGUGAUGAGACCUGAUCCACACACACCUGAGGAGGUGAGAGCUGUAGCACUCUCCCUCUCUCUCUCUCUCUCUGAGCGGACGAACACGCGGCGGUGGCGCUGCGUUGGACCUGACUGCAUGCCUAACCCCAGUUUUUGUAUCUCCACACAGUUUGUGUCUGAUGAUGAUGAUGAUGAUGAUGAUGUCAGUGUUGAUUUCUACUCCAGUAUUUUUGUAGAAGAAGAAGGACAGGUGGAGGUGUGGUCGAAGCGUUCACACUCUCGGACCUUUUUGUCUGCUUCCAGUUUUCUAACGUUUUUUAAAGGUGUGGACCGUGAACACAAACUAAGAAGCAAAAAAUUUCACACUGGGAACACUGGUUCCUGUUUGAGUUUCUUUUUGAACACGAUGGCGUCCCAGAGGAUGACCAGAGACGGGAGCAGCCAUAUUCACUCAGCACACACACGGGGACGGUUCGAGCUCACAGACCUUUGUUCGUUUUAG